This is a messenger RNA of Drosophila ficusphila, 2234 nucleotides long. RefSeq names its product putative fatty acyl-CoA reductase CG8303. The record is from RefSeq and is a predicted model, not a curated record. Gene Ontology annotation, cellular component: peroxisome. Gene Ontology annotation, biological process: long-chain fatty-acyl-CoA metabolic process. Gene Ontology annotation, molecular function: alcohol-forming very long-chain fatty acyl-CoA reductase (NADP+) activity. The transcript is spliced from 6 exons. Lineage: Eukaryota; Metazoa; Arthropoda; Insecta; Diptera; Drosophilidae. The coding region runs from base 193 to 1821 and encodes 542 amino acids.
AUUAUUUCCCAGAGUCCGCAAUCAGUCUUCAGUGAGCGUGCGUCGGCAUUGGCAGCAAGUUGGCUAAAAGCGGAUCCUCCUCAGUGACCACCACCCCCCAACGCCUUUCGCCCCUCGACACUUUUGCUCGCCCAACUGAUUUUAAAUCGCAGCAGCAAAUUGGCGCCGCCGACGAAUCUCGAGCCCUACACCAUGGCUGUCAUCACGGAACAUGGCGGCACCACCUCUCCCCCGGAAAACAACAACAGCAUCGGAAAUGGAAAGCUGCGGGUUAAUGGACACCACUUGAGCACAUCGCUCACCAUUCCGGAGUUCUUCGCCCACAAGAACAUAUUUGUGACCGGCGGAACGGGAUUCCUGGGCACCGUCCUCAUCGAGGCUUUGCUGGACACACAUCCAGACAUCGGAACCAUCUACGUUUUGGUCCGGGGCAAGCGCAAGUUCGAUCCCAGCGAGCGGAUCCGUCGACUGCUGCAGAAGCCGAUUUUCGAAAAGUAUUCGGAGAAGACUUUGGCAAAGGUUGUUCCGGUGGUCGGAGAACUGAGUGAACCGAACUUUGGCUUUGGCCCCGAGCUCCUGCAGGAGCUUAUUGACCGGGUCAAUGUGAUUUACCACAGUGCCGCCACCAUCAAGUUCAGCUCCCCGCUGCGAACUGCCAUUCGCACCAAUCUUACGGGAACGAUGCGAACCAUCGAGUUGGCCAAGCAAGUGAAGCAACUGGCCGCCUACAUCUACUGCUCCACGGCCUUCUGCAACAGCAAUAAUCGAGGUCUGAUCGCCGAGGAGGUGUACAAGUCACAGUUCGAUCCGUACGAGAUGAUGAAGAUGGCCGAGGACGAUUCGGCCUGGGAGGACUUCACCGAUCAAAAGUGCAAGGGAUACAUUCGGGAUCACCCCAACACGUAUACGUUCACCAAGAACCUCUCGGAGAAUCUGCUGAUGGCCGAGAUGUCCGGACUGCCAGCAGCCAUAGUCAGGCCAUCGAUUGUUUAUGGCACCCUGGAAAACCCCAUGAAGGGUUGGGUGGGUAAUGCAAACUCUGGUCACCUGGGCUUCUUGGCCGGCUUUGUUAAGGGAAUUUUCCGGACAAUGUGCGGAAAUGCUAAUGCUGUGAUCGACAUUAUACCCUGUGACUACGUGAUCAACUCCUCACUGGUCAUGGGAUGGUACGUGGGCACCCGGAAAGUGGAGCAGCCGGAAAUCAUACACUGCACCUCCGGAGAGGUUAAUCCUCUCAAUCUCGCCGAGUUCUGUACGAUUAUCAACGAUAGUGUGGAGCGUCAUCCGCCCAACAGUUUCGUUUGGAAGCCGGUGACGAAGUUGCGAAAUGGUUGGCGGUACAAUUUGUUCUUCUACCUGUUCCAUUUGCUGCCAGCAUUGGUCUUCAUUAUUCCAGAGAAGCUAUUCGGAAUUGGGAUGCCGCAGCACACAGCCUACGAGUACAUGCGCGUUUUCCAAAAGGGAACCAAGGCUUUUGACUACUUCCUGGACAAGGACUUCCGAUACUCCUUAAAGAAUGCGCUGCGUAUAUCAGCUUUAAUACCAGAGAGCGAUCGGAAGCGGUACAAUUUCGAUGCCAGCCAGUGCGAUUGGUCCGAGUUCAUCGAUCGCUGUCUGAUUGGAAUCCGGCGUUUCUACUUCAAGGAGUCGGCAGUGACUACGGCAUGGCAUCGCAAUUACUGGAAGGUCUUUAAUUUCCUGUACUAUGCGGGAUACGUCGUCAUCUUUGCCGUCCUGUACUUUGCCCUAACUUUAACUUUGGGCCCGAAGAUCGGUCUGGCGUUGGCGCUCCUGAUCUGGGGAUUCCUCGUUUGGUUGUAGCCCGGUUUCUGGAUCGAUGGCCAACCGUUGGAUUGUGCAAUAUUCCAGCUCCAAUUCCGAUCCUCUCCAAAUGGUUGUUCGUUUCCAUCCGUAGUUUGUUCUUAGUAGGGUAUCAUGUAUUUUACUUUUAAGAUCUUUCACACAAGCCAAGUACAAGUCAGAAAAGUGUAUCAUAAUACCAACAAUCAAAGCAACACGAGACACAAAAUCUAUUCACACAGCAAUGCAAAAGUAGCCCAAAACUUAGUCACACUAGCUAAACACUUAAUGUAAAAAUAAUGAACAAUUUUAGAUUGUUGUAAUAAUUAUCAACCGGUUUAUAGUCAAAUAGUCGAAGAAUACGAGAACUAAACUUUAAAUGAUUAAAUAUGUAACUAUUAUUCAAAUAAAUAUGAUUUUAAUAUUAAGAAAAA